This is a messenger RNA of Miscanthus lutarioriparius, 1098 nucleotides long. The record is from the annotation of a GenBank genome assembly. NCBI's taxonomy places the organism in Eukaryota, Viridiplantae, Streptophyta, Magnoliopsida, Poales, Poaceae.
AUGGCGGCGGCGGGGGAGAAGGCGAGGGUGGUGGUGGUUGGCGGCGGCCCCGCCGGCUCCCUGUUCGCCAAGACCAUGCAGGGCCACGCCGACGUCGUCCUCGUCGACCCGAAAGAGUACCUGGAGAUCCCCUGGGCUGAGCUGCGCAACAUGGUCGAACCAUCUUUUGCUGAGAGGUCAUUGAUCUAUCACAAAGAUUACCUCAACGACGCAACCAUCGUGACAUCUUCUGCGGUCAAUAUCACUGAAGACACUGUCCUGACUGCUGAUGGUCAGUCUCUUCCAUAUGAUUAUCUCGUCAUAGCGACUGGCCAUGCUUUGACUUCUCCUGCCAGCAGAGCUGAGAGGCUAAAAGAAUUCCAGAGAGAUAAUGGGAAGAUAGAGUCAUCAGAAUCUAUGCUGAUAAUUGGGGGUGGUCCAACUGGUGUUGAACUAGCUGCAGAGAUUGCGGUAGACUACCCAGGGAAGAAGGUGACCCUUAUCCAUAGAGGACCGCGUCUACUCGAAUUCAUUGGAGAAAAGGCUUCAAAGAAGUGCCUUGAUUGGCUGACUUCAAAGAAAGUAGACGUGCUUCUCCAGCAAUCGGUUGACUUGGGCUCAUUAUCAGACACGGAGAAGGUGUACAAGACAUCAGGCGGAGAAACAGUAACAGCUGAUUGCCACUUUGUGUGCAUUGGAAAGCCACUGAGUUCGUCGUGGCUACAUGAUACCAUCCUAAAGGAAUCUUUGGAUAGCAAGGGGAGAAUAAUGGUGGAAAAUGAUUUAAGAGUGAAAGGUUAUAAUAACAUUUUCGCGAUUGGUGACAUCACGGAUAUUCCUGAAAUCAAACAUGGGUACAACGCCCACAAGCACGCCCUGCUAGUGGCGAAGAACCUGAAGUUACUGAUCAAGGGUUUGCCCAACAGCAAACUGGCAACUUACAGCAUCGGUUACCUGCUGGCACUCGUCUCUCUUGGAAGGAAGGAAGGGCUGACUCAAAUUCCCUUGCUGACGCUCAGCGGGUGCUUGCCAGGCAAGAUCAAAUCCGGGGAUCUUUUCAUCGGCAAGACGAGGAAGGAGAUGGGCCUGAAUGGUUGGCUCCAGUCCGUGGAAGUUUGA